AUGAGUGAUAAGAAAAAUACUAUCAUACCAUAAAAUAACAAUCAAACAGAUGAUCCUAAUUAUGCAUUGCAAAUGUAAAUUAUUGCAUUUUAAGAUUAAACCAUUAAUAAUUUAAAAAAUAUUAUCAUUGAAAAAGAUUCUGAACUUUAAGUAUGAUCUAUAAUUUAAUAGAAAAAAAAUCAAGAAAAUGCUUAGUUAAAAUAACAAAUACAAAUGAUUGAAAAAUAAUAUUCACAAUAACAAAUGUCAUAAUAAUAAGAUAAUUCAAAUAUUUCAAAUUUACAAUCUUAACAUCAGAAAACUUUAGAUGAACUAAAAAAAUUGAAAAUGAUUUUCAAUUAGAAUUCUAAUCCAGAUAUUGUUAUGGAAUCACUUUAAAUUAAGUAAUUAUUAUAUAUAUAUAUCUAUAGAGAAUAAUUAGUAAUAAUUUAACAAUAAAAAAAUAAACUUGAAAUUGAAUUAAAAGUAUAAUAUAUAUAAUAUCAAUAGGAAGCAUAAACUAGAUUGAUUCAAACUUAAGGAAUUAUUUAAGAACUAUAACGAGAAAAUUAUCAAUUAAAGUCAUUUUCAAUGCCAUCCUUCUCAAAUAAUUCUACUAUAUAAUAACCUAACAUUAGUUAAAGUUAAUUUUUAUAAUAAUAAUAAUAUCCAUCUAAGUAAUUGGUUUAUAUAUAUUAUUAAGUUAAAAUAAUGAAGAAAAUUAAAGAAAUUUAAGAAAAAUUCAAUUAAAAAAUGAAUUAAGAUAGAUACCUACUUAAAAUAGAACAUAAGCAUAAUAAAGAAGAAUUUAAAUAAUAGAAGAUGAAUUAAAUUACUUAGAAUAGUUUUGAUAUAUAUAUAAAAAAAUAUAAAUUGUAUUAAUCAGAAUUAUUAGUUUUUAUUUUAUUAAAUAAAAUGAGCAAUGAUUAUAAUUAUAUGUUUAAGUACAUUGUAGUAGGAGAUACAAGUAAAGAUUUAAAUAAACCAAUUAAAGAUGUUGGAAAAUCGUGUUUAUUAUUGUAAUUUACAGAAAAUAAAUUUUGUGAUCAUACAGAGAGUACAGUAGGUGUGGAGUUUGGUUAUAAAACAAUAAAAAUAAAUGAUUAAUUGAUAAAGCUUUAGAUUUGGGAUACAGUAAUAAAUAAACUAUAAUUAAAUAGGCAGGUUAAGAUUCAUUCAAAUCGAUUACAAGAUCUUAUUAUAGAGGAGCUAUUGGAGGAUUACUUGUAUUUGAUUUUAGUAGAAGAUCAACAUUUGAAGACAUUAAAAAAUGGUUAAAAGAAAUAAAAACAUAUUCUUGUGAUAAAAUUGAAUUAGUACUUGUUGGCAAUAAAUCAGAUAUACUUAAAAAAGAUAUUAAUAUUGAAGAAGUAGAAGAAUAUGCAUAAUAAGAGAAAUUAGACUUUUAUGAAACUUCAGCUAAAACUGGAAAGAAUGUAGAUGUUGUCUUUGAAAGUAUAGCAAAUAAAAUUUUAAGAAAAAUCGAAACUAAAUAAAUUAAUUUAGAUGAUUAAGUAUAUUUAUUCCAUAAAAAAUAGAUGUUAGGAAUUAAAGUUAAUAUUAAUGGAAAAAUGAAAAAAAAAACUAAAUCUCAAAAUAAUUAAUCUCCAUAUUAUAAUAUAACAUUAAAUGGAUAAUAAAGUGAAUCAAAUAAGAAUGAUAAAAAAAAUUGUUGUUGA
Paramecium primaurelia is the source of this 1658-nucleotide messenger RNA. The record is from the annotation of a GenBank genome assembly. Lineage: Eukaryota; Ciliophora; Oligohymenophorea; Peniculida; Parameciidae.